Messenger RNA from Triticum turgidum subsp. durum (durum wheat), 582 nucleotides. The record is from the annotation of a GenBank genome assembly. NCBI's taxonomy places the organism in Eukaryota, Viridiplantae, Streptophyta, Magnoliopsida, Poales, Poaceae.
AUGGCCGCGCAGGAGGGCGCCGCGGGGACGACGAACCAGGUGGAGAGGGUGCGGUACGGCGACGUCGACGACAGCAACUUCGCGCUGCGCGGCCGCGCGGUGCCGCUGCUGGCCGGCCUGCUCGCCCUCCUCGUCGCCUUCGUCGCCGUCUGCCUCUACCUCCGCUGGGCGUGCAGCCGCCGCCGCGCCCGCCGCGACGCCGACCGCGAUGCCUCGUCCUCGUCCGCCGCGGCGUCGCCCGUGCCCGGCCUCGACGCCGACGCCAUCAAUGGGCUGCUCGUCACGCUCUACAGCCCGCCCGCCUCCUCGCCGGCGCGCUCCCCUUCUCGGCACAAGGGCGACGGUGGAGACGAGGAGGAGCAGGCGGCGGCUGUGGAGUGCUCGAUCUGCAUCAGCGCGCUGGUGGCCGGGGACAAGGUGAAGGCGCUCCCUCCCUGCGGCCACUGCUUCCACCCGGAGUGCGUCGACGCCUGGCUCCGCUCCCAGCCCAGCUGCCCGCUCUGCCGCACGCUCCUCCUCCCCGCCGCCGCCGUCGCCAAGCCGGUCGACGUUGUCAACGGAGGCGCCCCGCCGCCGGUGUGA